AUGUUGACUCGUUGGCAUUGCAUCAGCCUGGCCAUCCUGGCCGUCUGCGCAUAUCAUUCGAGCAUCCGAAUGGCGACGGCACCGCAGACUAGAACGCAAUGGCGGGCAGCACUGGCGGCUCUGCCCACGCUCGAGGAGACAAAAGGACGAAUACCCAGCUUCUUCUACGCCCACGGUCACCCUGGCUUGCUCUGGCCGGCCGGACUGCCUUCUAUGAUGGACUGGGGGAUUGGAGGACCUGGUGGUCCCCUAAGCACCUUUCUGCAAGACUUUGGCAAAGAGUUGCUUAGCAAAUACCGCCCCAAGGCCGUGCUCGUUUUCUCUGCUCACUGGGAAACAUCAUCGCCGCAAGUGACCGAUUAUGAUGAUAAUCCGCUCUUGUAUGACUACUAUGGCUUCGAUCGCAAGCUUUACGACAUCAAAUUCAACUCAAAAGGCGACCCGCGAGUGGCACGACGAGUCGUAGAGAUCCUCCAGGAAUCUGGCUACAGCAAAGCUCGUCUCAGCGGUAUCACCGAGUCCCGCGGCAGAGACGGUCGUCCUAGACCACCCCGCGUUCAGAAUGGCCUAGAUCAUGGCGUGUUCCUGCCGAGCGUGCUCAUGUUUGGCGAAACGAGCCCUGUGCCUAUCGUGCAAGCGAGUAUCGCCGACACACUCGAGCCGGAAGACGAGUGGCGGCUUGGUCAGGCGGUCAGCAAGCUCAGAGACGAAGGCAUUCUCGUCAUUGCAGGCGGCCUCACGAUUCAUACGUUCCAAGACUUUGAUGCCUUUAAUCCAGCCAAAGCAGAUGCAAUCUAUCACGAGUGGCACAAGGCCAUCAUCAAUUCUAUAGCAGACUCGCGGACGCCCGAAGAACGCAAAGCGGCACUUUUGGCGCUGACAAAGCAUCGUGCGUUCAGAAAGGCUCAUCCUCGCGAGGAUCACUUCGUACCGCUCUAUGUAGCCGCGGGUGCUGGUCAAGAGGGCAACGCCAGGGUCCUUGCAGGUCUCUUUGGCGCAGAGACGAUAGCAUUCGGCCUGCCAUAG
Molecule: messenger RNA, 1026 nt
Organism: Mixia osmundae IAM 14324
Lineage: Eukaryota; Fungi; Basidiomycota; Mixiomycetes; Mixiales; Mixiaceae
Exons: 3
Coding region: 1-1026 (341 amino acids)
Molecular function (GO): zinc ion binding; oxidoreductase activity, acting on single donors with incorporation of molecular oxygen; ferrous iron binding
Source: RefSeq, a predicted model, not a curated record